UCAGACACUUCCGGGUGUUUCCUUCGGCCGGACCGUGGACUCUUGACAGCAAACUCACGACGCUUUUCUUUUUACAUUUCAAGUCUCCUUUUUUGGUCGAAAUGAACCGUAUUUUUGGCAAAGGCAAACCCAAAGCCCCCCCACCGAACCUGACCGACUGCAUUGGAAACGUUGAUUCUCGGACCGAGUCCAUCGACAAGAAAAUCGCCAGACUAGAUGUAGAACUUGUGAAGUACAAGGAUCAGAUGAAGAAGAUGAGGGACGGGCCCUCAAAGAACAUGGUGAAGCAAAAAGCCAUGAGAGUUCUGAAGCAGAAGAAAAUGUAUGAAGGCCAGAGGGAUAACCUCAUGCAGCAGUCGUUCAACAUGGAGCAAACCAACUACACAAUCCAAACCCUCAAAGACACUAAAACCACAGUUGACGCCAUGCAAUUGGGCCUUAAAGACAUGAAGAAAGCCUAUAAGAACGUGAAAAUCGAUAAGAUCGAGGAUCUCCAGGAUCAGCUGGAGGACAUGAUGGAGGACGCCAACGAGAUCCAGGAGGCGAUGGGCAGGAGCUACGGCACGCCUGACAUCGACGAGGACGACCUGGAAGCAGAGCUGGACGCUCUGGGAGACGAGCUGCUAAUGGAUGACGACAGCUCUUACCUGGACGAGGCGGCCACCGCUCCCUCCAUCCCAGAUAGUCUCCCGGGCGACCGGUCCACCAACAGAGAUGGCGUGCUGGUGGAUGAGUUUGGCCUUCCCCAGAUUCCCGCUUCCUAAGGCACCGAUCCGGACCCGUGACAUGCUAGUUUUACAUGUAUCGUAGCCUUCUUUUGUAUUUAUCAACUCACACUCCUGACCUUACGAGCGCAUCACGGAAAACCAAAGAAUAUUCUGUAGGAUGAGUUACAGAAAAUGGACGGUAAAAUCAGGCAUCUUGGUUUAAAGUUUGAUUGUUAUUCUUUGACCGGGCGAUUGCUGGAAUUGGGAUUCUUUUAACUUUGUACAGUUUCUGCAGCAGCAACAAAAUAAACUAUUUUUCAAAUGACAGAAA
Messenger RNA from Menidia menidia (Atlantic silverside), 1038 nucleotides. The record is from the annotation of a GenBank genome assembly. Lineage: Eukaryota; Metazoa; Chordata; Actinopteri; Atheriniformes; Atherinopsidae.